Molecule: messenger RNA, 2055 nt
Organism: Fonsecaea multimorphosa CBS 102226
Lineage: Eukaryota; Fungi; Ascomycota; Eurotiomycetes; Chaetothyriales; Herpotrichiellaceae
Exons: 3
Coding region: 1-2055 (684 amino acids)
Biological process (GO): positive regulation of transcription by RNA polymerase II
Cellular component (GO): nucleus
Molecular function (GO): DNA-binding transcription factor activity, RNA polymerase II-specific; transcription cis-regulatory region binding; zinc ion binding
Source: RefSeq, a predicted model, not a curated record
AUGGCCUCUGGAAACGAGAAGAAAGCUGCCCCCGCGACGAAGGACUCGCCCUCCACCAAAUCAUCCAAGAUGCACCGACGGUCGAGAUCAGGCUGCUUCACAUGUCGUCUGCGGCGCAAGAAGUGUGACGAAGGGAAGCCCAAAUGCAAGGCAUGUAGACACUUGGGCCUUGACUGCGAAUACAAGCGACCCCAUUGGUGGAGCAACAAUGAGACUCGGAGGAAGCAGAAAGAGCACAUCAAGACCAUCAUCAAAAGAACAAAGACAAGUGAGAAGAAUUCGAGUACUCAAAGUCAAUAUGCUCUGAACAAUGGCGCACAAUCCUACUCGGAGGACUCACAAGACGAAUACGACACUACCUUCGACCCGUCCUUUGCGACCACUCCAGGCCUCUUUGACCCGUAUGGCCCCAAUAUCUACAUGCCUCCCGACCCGUAUGGGCAAACGAUCCCCUGGGAAGUGGAUGUCAAGACGGAGCGCCACACCUAUGUCAACGACGAACUUACUCGUCGCGACUCGUCGAUAUCAACCUUCAGCACCUUCUACCCCCCGCCUGCUCAUGCGACUUUGCCAUCGUACACUGGAGACGACUGGGUACAGCAAGACAUCUUCGAGAGCCGACAGGACUCUUGGACCGAGGGUGAUUUCGAUUUCAACAACCUUGACCUGCCCCAUAUUGCACAUCAAUUCGAACCGCAAUGCUCCCUGGUCCAACUCGAGGAGUGCGACCAACCACUGUUCGAACACUUGCUCCAAAACGUGCUGCCGCUGCUGUUCCCCGUCCAGGAGGCCUACCAACACGGAUCGGUUCGCUCAAAUGUGAUAUUGCCUUCGCUCGAAAACAACAAGGCAUAUCUGCAUUCCUGUCUUCUGGCUGCAGCUACCCACAUGAAGGGCAACAGGCAAUUUCUGAGCAACACUGCGGACGACGAUGCGAUGCGCCACAAGCUUGCAUUCGUGACGAUCGUGGUCGAGGCCCUCAAUAGUGAUAGCCAGCACAGCGAGAUGCUCGAUGCCCUGCUCGGAAUGAUUUCGAUGCAAGGCUGUGUCGGCUCGGCUCUGGAGCUUGAGAAGGAGCUGAUUCCCUGGCACCAGCACUUCCAGGCUGCAGCGGACAUCGUGCAGAAGCUCAACCUCCCGCAGAACUUGGAGAGCAAUGCCACGACAGGAGGUUAUCCGCCGUUCAACAUGAGUCUGACAGCAUGGAUCGACAUACUCGGUGCGACGAUGCUCGGCAAGGCCCCGCGAUUUUCGCACACCUACCGGAACAUGUUCUUCGCGGGCGCGUCGACGGGACUUGAGAGAUUAAUGGGCUGCAACGACUACGUCAUGUACCUUCUGUCGGAGGUGGCGUGUCUCGACUCGCUCAAGGUCGAGGGCAAACUGGACGACAUCGGAAUGUGUAGCCACAUCACCUCGUUGGCGGGGACGCUGGACUCGAUCGAGCCGCAGGAGCCUCUGCAGGUCCCUUUCAACAGGGCCGGCGUGUUGCGACCGAAGCAGCUGACCAAAAAUAUCACAGCCAUCUUCCGCAAGGCCGCCCGCGUCUACCUCUGUUCGCUCGUCCCGGAGCACAACCGCUACCAGACCGCGACCGUCAACCUGGUCUCGCAGAUGGCCGACCUGCUCCAGUUCAUACCAUCGGGCCCCAAUGGCUUUGACCGAUGUCUCGUCUGGCCCAUGCUCAUUUGCGGCGCCAACUCGAUCCCGGCCUCUCCGUUCCGCCGCGUCCUCUCGGAGCGGUGCGAAUCACUCGGCGAAGCCGCCGACCACGGAUCUUUUGGACGCAUGGUGCGCCUCUUGCACGAGGUCUGGAGGCGCAACGACGACGUGGUGGUCUCUGCCGGAGUUUGUGAAGCCACCCCCGUAACGGCCGGAAGCCCUGGAGGAUCGAUCUCGACGCCCAUUGCCGCCGCCGCCGCCGCCAUCGGAGCCGGAAACCCAGCAGGAGCCACUUCUUCUUCGACGACAACGACAACAGCAGUACCGAGGACCCAGAACGUCCACUGGCGGGACGUGAUGCAGCAAAACAAAUGGGAUUUUCUUCUGAUAUGA